AGGAGGCCACUUUCAUUAUUAUUAUUUCUUUUUCUUUCUUCCUUUCCUCCUCCUCCUGCUCUCCGGGCCUGCAAUGAGAACUUAAGGACCGAGUGAGUGCGGACAGGGGGCGGGCGGGCGCACAGCCGCGCAUUUACGCUCGGAACAAGCGGCGAGAGGCGCCGCGAAAAGUCGAGCCCGCUGCGCUCCGCGGGUGCGAAGGGAGUCCCAUCCGGCUUGCCUGCUGCCUCUGGAAACCGGUUUGGGUCGAGCGUCUCUAUGGAUUGGCGGAGAGAUCCACUCGAGUCCUGAAUUCCAAGUCCAGGAUUCCGGAAGGUGCUGCCGACCACAUUGGAGGAGCGGCGGCGGCCGCCCGCUUACUUUGACCAAAGAAAGAGAGAGAGGGAUGGCGGUGGGACGCCGCUACCAGGACAGCUGAUUCCCUAAGAAUUCUGCCUGGAUUUUGGAUUCACACCUCUUCCCACUAUGCCCCUCGUUGGCUUUUUGCUUUGGGCAACCUUACUAAUUGUAGGCUGGUGGCCAUGCUACUCCAAGGAUUACCUCUUUGCUACUCCAAGAGUGCAGCUCACUUUCAAAGAGCUCAAAGCCACCAGCACUGCCCAUUUCUUCAAUUUCCUGCUCAACUCAACCGAUUAUCGUAUUCUACUGAAAGAUGAAGAUCACGACCGCAUGUAUGUGGGGAGCAAAGACUACAUCCUCUCCCUGGAUCUUCACGAUAUCAACCGGGAGCCCCUGAUUAUCCACUGGCCUGCAUCUCAACAAAGGAUAGAAGAGUGCGUUCUUUCAGGGAAGAACAGUAAUGGCGAGUGUGGGAAUUUCAUCCGCCUUAUCCAGCCCUGGAAUCGAACCCACUUGUAUGUUUGUGGCACUGGAGCAUACAAUCCUGUCUGCACCUUUGUCAAUCGAGGCCGUAAAGCACAGGCUUUUGAGCUGAACCAGUCCAUCCAGCAGGGAGGACGGGGAAGUAGAGCAGUUGACUCCUCCCUCCACCCGUCUCCAGUGGAACGCAAGGAUUACAUAUUCUACCUGGAACCAGAGAAGCUUGAGUCAGGAAAAGGAAAAUGCUCGUAUGACCCAAAGGUGGACACCGUAUCAGCAUUAAUAAAUGAAGAACUCUAUGCUGGUGUCUACAUUGACUUCAUGGGCACUGAUGCCGCCAUCUUCCGCACCAUGGGCAAGCAGACUGCUAUGAGGACUGACCAAUACAACUCCCGUUGGCUAAAUGACCCAGCGUUUGUCCAUGCACAGCUCAUUCCAGACAGCGCAGAGAGAAAUGAUGACAAGCUCUAUUUCUUCUUCCGAGAGAAAUCUACUGAUUCCCCACAGAGUCCUGUUGUCUACUCCCGCAUUGGUCGCAUUUGCCUGAAUGAUGAUGGAGGCCACUGCUGUCUGGUGAAUAAAUGGAGCACAUUCCUGAAAGCACGGCUCAUCUGCUCUGUGCCAGGGCCUGAUGGGAUUGAAACACACUUUGAUGAACUCCAGGACGUCUUCAUCCAGCAGACCCAGGAUGUGAAGAACCCCAUAAUUUAUGCUGUUUUUGCUGCCUCUGGGUCUGUGUUUAAAGGAUCUGCUGUGUGUGUCUACUCCAUGGCUGACAUCCGCAUGGUCUUCAAUGGGCCUUUUGCCCACAAGGAAGGCCCCAACUACCAGUGGAUGCCUUACACAGGCAAAAUGCCCUAUCCACGUCCAGGCACAUGCCCAGGAGGGACGUUCACACCCUUGAUGAAGUCAACCAAGGACUACCCAGAUGAGGUCAUCAACUUUAUGCGCACUCAUCCCAUGAUGUACAAUGGCGUGUACCCCAUACACCGCCAGCCACUAGUGGUGAGGACCAACGUCAACUACAAGUUCACAACUAUUGCCGUGGACCAGGUGGAUGCAGCUGACGGGCGCUAUGAGGUGCUUUUCCUGGGCACAGAUCGUGGCACUGUCCAGAAAGUAAUAGUCCUGCCCAAAGAUGACAUGGAAACAGAAGAACUGAUGCUUGAAGAGGUGGAAGUGUUCAAGGUUCCAGCUCCCAUCAGGACAAUGACCAUAUCUUCCAAAAGGCAACAGCUAUACGUGUCCUCAGCCAUUGGCCUAACACACCUGGCUCUUCACCGCUGUGAUGUGUAUGGAGAAGCCUGCGCUGACUGCUGCCUGGCCAGGGACCCCUAUUGUGCCUGGGAUGGGAAGUCCUGCUCUCGCUAUUCUGCUUCCUCCAAGAGGCGGAGCAGGCGUCAGGAUGUCCGGCAUGGCAACCCCAUCCGUCAGUGUAGAGGCUACAAUUCUAAUGCCAGCAAGAACACUGUAGAGGCUGUCCAGUAUGGAGUGGAGGGAAGCACAGCCUUUCUGGAGUGCCAGCCUCGCUCCCCUCAGGCCACCAUCAAAUGGCUGCUCCAGAAGGACAACAGUGAUCGAAGGAAAGAGCUGCGCACUGAAGGAAGGGUGCUGAGGACAGAGCAGGGGCUGCUGUUGCGGUCCUUGCAGCUCUCGGAUGGGGGCCUCUAUUCCUGCACAGCCACAGAGAACAACUUCAAGCACACGGUGGCCAAAGUGCAGCUGCAUGUACUGAGCAGUGAAACGGUCCAUGCUGUGCUCUUCCAGUCAGAGGCCCCUGCCCCUUCUGCAGCAGCCAUGCGAGCCGGCCUGCCAGGCACUUUCAGCUCCCAUUACCAUGACCUGGUGCAGCUGCUCACCCAGCCCGAGAUGGGACUCAUCAACCAGUACUGCCAGGGCUAUUGGCGGCACGUGGCCUCCAACCAUAAGGAGACUCUGGCUGGUCUCAAAGCCAAGGAGCUGCAUGAUCAGAAAAAGCCUCGAAACCGCAGGAACCACCAGCCAGAGAUGGAUCAGCACACAUGAAACUUGACAAGGGACUAUGAAAUGACAGUGCUAUAUUUCCCCCCUCCAUUUUAAUAUUAAAAUAUCUAUAAAUAUAUAUAUAAAUAUAUAUAUAUAUACACACACACACA
This is a messenger RNA of Podarcis raffonei (Aeolian wall lizard), 2954 nucleotides long. RefSeq names its product semaphorin 3F (gene SEMA3F). NCBI's taxonomy places the organism in Eukaryota, Metazoa, Chordata, Lepidosauria, Squamata, Lacertidae. Bases 466 to 2844 code for a protein of 792 amino acids. The record is from RefSeq and is a predicted model, not a curated record. The transcript is spliced from 19 exons. Gene Ontology annotation, molecular function: chemorepellent activity; semaphorin receptor binding. Gene Ontology annotation, biological process: semaphorin-plexin signaling pathway; negative chemotaxis; neural crest cell migration.